GUGUUGUACUGUUGUACGCCCUUAAUCAUUGUGUCCAUUAGAGGGCAGUGUUUACCUCUGUGUUACCUGACACCUAUGUUUCCUGUUCCGGAGUCAUGAGUUCAAUCUGUGUGUCUAGCGGCAGCACAUUUACGAUGCUGCCGAUACAAUAAAUACAUCUACAAGACCAAAGGCAAAGUGUGUCUCAUGAGAGUUUGGCUACAUCUCCACCGCAACGCACGAUGCUCAUCAGGUUAUGGGCCCAGUAACGCAAGUCUAGAGCAACAACAAGGUAACAGAAGUAAGAAGAACUGUUAGCCAGGAGAAGCUACUAGGCGAGCUCGGAUAAAGAUGGCGCCGAGAGAACCCCGCGAAAAUUGAGGACUCUACAAGCCACAGCCUGAGCAACAUUUUGGAGAUAGCAAACUAUAAAAAGAAUACAAGUCAAAAUGGCCGGAGCAGGAAUGCUACAACUGCAGAUUGUCUUCGAUGGAACAGAAGAUAAGUAUGAUUUAUGGGAAACAAGAUUCCUCAGCCGUUUACACAUCAUGAAGCUAAAAGACACCAUUUUGAGAGAGCCCACUGGCGAGGCUGCCAUCGCGGCAUAUCCAGCGAAGAAUGCCGAUUGUUAUGCUCAACUAGUGAACGCACUAGAUGAUAAGAGCCUAUCAUUGAUAAGACAUGACGCCGCCGAUGAUGGAAGGAAAGCCUUGAAAUUAUUAAGAGAACAUUAUUCUGGAAAGAGCAAGCCCAGGAUUUUAAACCUGUACACUUCAUUGACCACCAUAAAAAUGGAAGGUAAUGAGACUGUCACUGAUUAUAUGAUAAGGGCUGAGAAUAUAAUUUCAGCUCUUCGUGAUGCAGGAGAGAACAUGAGUGACGGGCUGCUUGUGGCCACCAUUUUGAAUGGACUGCCAGACUCAUUCAGACCACUUGCUGUCCACGUUACACAAAAUGAGGACAACGUGACAUUCAAAGACUUCAAGAGAAGACUGAGGGUUUAUGAAGAGUCUGAGAAGAUGAGGACAACCGGACCAGGUGUACCAAGAAAGUGUGGUGCAGUCACUGCAAGAGUAACACACACGCAGAGUCUCUAUGCAGGAAAAAGGGAAAAGACGGAGCCAGAAAAGUUGCAGAAGAAAAGGAGGACAUCGACCAAGAUGAUCAAUGUUUCAUGGCCAAGCAUGCAACAGACGAGAGGCCAUCUGUCAACGUCAAGAAGAAAGGGAUAA
Molecule: messenger RNA, 1211 nt
Organism: Nerophis ophidion (straightnose pipefish)
Lineage: Eukaryota; Metazoa; Chordata; Actinopteri; Syngnathiformes; Syngnathidae
Exons: 2
Coding region: 429-1211 (260 amino acids)
Source: RefSeq, a predicted model, not a curated record